GUGUUGAUGGAGCCGAACGGUCGAAGAGUUGGUUGAUCUCGCUACGGCCGGGAGAGGGGGGGUGGGGAUCCGUUUGAAGUAUUAUAAGGUUUAAGUAUUCAGUCCCUGUCGCCCAUUAGAGGCAAGGGCCUGUGGCAGGCUAUGGAAAAAACCAGCGAUGCUUUUUGGCUGAACCAAUGCGGCGCACAACCAACGGCUAACUGAGCAAUUAUAGACCUUUUUAGAGGUGCAAUUCAACACGGUUGAAAGGGACAAUGAUCUCUUCUGUGUUUCUAGUAUACGCUUAGUGUUUUUCAAUUACCUCAACAACAUGGACGGCCCUUGCCUUCACCAAUUCAUCACUGCGCCGGUUAAGAAUUGCCUUCAAUUGCACCGCAUUAAACAUUGCAAAGAUUUCUUUAACGGGAAGUAUGAAUCGUACGCUCAAAAUUCCGAUGAUUUGCAAACAUGCACGAGUUUAUCAUUAUGUGAUAAGCGAGAAAAGAAGAGUUUACGAAAAUGCUUGUGGAGUCGACACUGCGCGUCCAUGAACUUCUAGCGUGAUCUCCAAUUUUUAACUAUGAAUGAAAGCUUUAUCCGUGUUCUGACAGCACCGAAUGAGAAUAAAAAAAAGAAAAAGAAAACGAAGAAGUUUCUCGCUUCUUUUCGAUCAUCAAGAGUCAAGUGGAUGAAUCCACGUGCCAGCACGAACGAAGCUUACGUUCCGACGUACAUCGAGCAUGUGGCGAACGUUAUAACACACGGAAUAUGGGUUGUGCCUUCUUUGUUGGGAGGCCUUGAACUUGUCAAGCGUUCUCUAACGUGGACCCAACUUGUCUCAGCCUGGGUCUAUGGCACUUCGCUUCUUCUCGUUUUUGCCGUAUCGACCUUUUUUCACAGCGUACACUAUUGCAAUCACACGCAAUUGAAAGACGUUCUUCAUCGUUGUGAUCGAGCAAUGAUUUAUGUAUUCAUCGCUGCCACGUACUUUCCAUGGUUGAUGGUCGAGGACUUUCCUGACAACAAGUGGCUCUCGCUCAUGCGAUACAUCGUCUGGAUAAUGGCGACGUUGGGUAUUCUCUAUCAACAAGUUUUUCACGAACGUUACAAAAUGCUCGAAACGAUAUUUUACUUGGUGAUGGGCAUCGGACCCAGUAUCGCCGUGAUCAGUGUCAACAAGUUCGACAAUAUUGGAGAAUUGAAGACUGGAGGAUUGAUCUACAUAGUCGGUCUGGUGUUCUUCAAAUCGGAUGGUCGUAUUCCAUGCGCCCACGCGAUAUGGCAUCUCUUCGUGGCAGGAGGUGCUGGACUUCAUUAUUAUGCGAUAUUGCGCCACCUUUAUCCAUCCUCGAUGGAGCAAAUCGAUGGAUCGUUGGGUGGUCCAGCGUUAACGGAUAUUCUGGGCUCGCACGUUGAGCUAUAGAAAACAUUGGAGCUUUAGAUCUUUGACGAGUGCGAUUACUAUCGCGAUUACAUGGAUGGAUGAUAAUUAUUUUGUCCCUAUGCGUAACGAAAAGUGACGCUCUAUGAGAGAUGAUCACAUUUCAUAGUUCGAUAAAACCACCGGUUCGAGUAAUUCUUCUUCAGUUUUUUAAAAAUAUAAUCUACGUAAUUGGUGACGGAAAAUGAAAGAACGUAAUUUAGAAAAGUUAGCAAUCAUUUUGAGGGUAAUCAAACGCGUUUGUAACAUAUAUUUUCAUAAAGGAAAAGUUAGCGUAAUUAUAACGAGACGGCUUAGCUUUAAGUGACAAGUUUCCAAUGGAUUCGAUGAAAUUCAUAUCUUCCUUAGAUCACGAGUAAUAAAAUCCUCGGUUUUCAUGAUUAACGAAAGAUUUCAUGGAUGGAAAGCAACGAAAAAUAUUUUCGUUGGUCAAGAUUUUUUAAUUUUGCGAAUUAAUAAAUCAGCGUUGAAUUUUUGGCUCCCAGAAUUGGCUCCAUAGCCUGAUACUUCAAAGAAACGAAAAAAAAAAAAACAACGAUUCGUUGCAUUCCAUCAAUGGAAAUCGGGAUUCUGUGGAUUUGGGGAAACAAAGUCAGCAGACGAAACGAGCAGAAGACAAUUACCAUUAAUUAGAGUCAAAUGUUAGCUUUAAACUUCUGUUCUGUCACUUAUACAAACUGACUGAAUAUAUCGUGAGGUUUAAAGAAGCUGUAACGACGAAUUUCCAUGGGGUAAACGAGAGAAAUAGGAAAAUUAUCGACUAGCAACGGUAUCAUUAAUUGUAUCUGAUGUGGUGAUUGACAAGUCGAUAGGGAAAAGGGAAAAACAAAAGACUGGAGUGAUUGACGAAGGGAUAAUGAAAUGGAUGACCACGUAGAAUACAAAUGGUUAAACUUAUGCUUAUCACAUGUUCAAUUGAGCCAAAAAUGAAACAUUAACUUUUAAGAACAUUAAUAAUGAUAAUAAAAAUACGAUAUUUCUGUAGAACAAAUGAUGACAAGAUGAAAAUGUAUGAAGAUACAAAUUGUAGUUACGUAAUGACGAUUUUAAUCUUAGAUCAAGAGUGAAGUAUAGAACCGAGUCAAACUGUAUUUUAUUAUAGGACAAUAGAACUUUGUAAUACAUGGGACAACGAUCUUUCGAUGAGAAAAGAAAUUCUCAUGAACGUUCAUCUGUCAGAUGUACCGAAUUUUUCCUUUCGUUAAUACUUACACUUAAGAAUGAAAAUAUUUGAUAUUGUAUAUCCUGAGGAUGUGUAGGUUAUUUAUUAAUUUUUGAUUUUUCAAAUACUGUUAUCUCCAGACGAAAUGUCGAUUUAUUCGACAUUCAUGUCGCUCCAAUUUUUCCAUAUGGAAAAAACAUUGCGUUCUUUCCCUCAAACUCGGAACAGGGAUGGGUCAAAUUAAAUUUGAAGUCACUGUUUCUCCUGAUUGUACAAUUAUUUUUUCAUAUUAGUCGAUUUUGCCAGAAAAUUUGCCAAGCAUGAGAGGAGGUGAUAUAACAUUUUCGAUCAUCUCUGUUACCGAGUAGCCUGUGAUUGCACGUUUACAAUAUGUGCCAAGACCUUCGUCUCGAAUUUAGUGGUUGCUUUGUCGUUUUAGUUGGUUUCUUUGAAGAAAAGCAUUACGUAUCGAUCGUGCGUCUGCGUCGUCAGUUGCAGGCGCGUGGAUGCGACAGAGCCAAAUGACAAAAAUUUUACAAGUUUUUGGUGUCAAAGCUACUUCGUUGUAAUCAUAGAUAUUUUUUCUUUUUGUACAUCGAACAUUGACGACUAUCCAUGUCUUUACGUUGGAUAAUUUAAUGAAUUAACGCUGAUAAAAUCAAAAGGAUGAACAAUUAGAAAUUUUGGUCUAAAGAAAUUUUUUUCUUUGGCAGAUCUUUCGACUGUGCGAUUAUUGUCGUACGGACCCACUUUGUCAAACAACGAUUUUCCUGUUUUUUUGUAGCUUUAAUUUUGUUAGUAGGGAGAAAUUUUUUAUUUUUUAUCAUUAUUUUGCAUGCCAACGGUAUGAAAAAAUGUAUACAAUGCAAUUUUGGUAUGUAAAAGCUUCUGCGUGAAAAAAAUUGAUGACGAAUACAAAUGUUUAUCCGUUAAAAAUUUUCGAAGAGGUUUUCGAGUUCAUUAGUGCGUAGAUUUUGAAUGAUGUACAGAUUGUUAAAUAGAUGCAAAUCAAAUUGAGUUGAAAUGUCUCGUGAAGCUUGAGCAAAUGUCCGGAUAGUUUUUAUUUUUGUUCUUUGUCUACGUAAACAUGACAAAUGAGAAUUCAAAUGUGACUUGAAAAAUAAUUCGAUUCGAAAAUAAUCAUCGAUUAAAACUCGACAUGAAAUUUCGUAUUUCUGAAACGUUGCUUCAAUUUUUAUGAAUUUGUUAAAAAAUAAUAGAAAAUUGACGUGGAAGGUUGGCAAAACUUUCUGAAAUUAGAUAAAACGAUAAAGAGAAUUCCUCAUCUUAUCGCAAAGUCGAUUUGGCGCAGAGCUCGUUGUUCACAAUUGGCCAAAAGUGGCAUAUUCAAGGUAUAUUGAGUGACUAGGAAUUAGUUGAAAAUCUAAAUACGUGUGUACGUAAAAAAACUGUGGCAAAUGAGAAGCGUUGGGUGCUCGAAGUCUCUGGAGCGAUAUGAUUUGAAUUUGAAUUGUGUAGCGAAGAUAGAUUGGUAUAGUUAUUUUAGAAUAAUAAUCAAAAAGGAUGUAGAUUUAGGAACGUAUUUGAUAAACGCUAGAAGCUCAUUCGAUCGAUGAGUGAGAACUUUGUGUCAAGAAUGGAUUUUCAAAAAUUGUACUGCCGGAAAUUCCCUUUUCUUUUUCAAAUAAAAUGGAAAAUUUAUGACGAA
Messenger RNA from Venturia canescens, 4251 nucleotides. RefSeq names its product monocyte to macrophage differentiation factor 2. Gene Ontology annotation, cellular component: membrane. The transcript has 6 exons. Gene Ontology annotation, molecular function: pore-forming activity. The record is from RefSeq and is a predicted model, not a curated record. Bases 560 to 1402 code for a protein of 280 amino acids. NCBI's taxonomy places the organism in Eukaryota, Metazoa, Arthropoda, Insecta, Hymenoptera, Ichneumonidae.